Letharia lupina is the source of this 2100-nucleotide messenger RNA. RefSeq lists its product as uncharacterized. Bases 1 to 2100 code for a protein of 699 amino acids. Lineage: Eukaryota; Fungi; Ascomycota; Lecanoromycetes; Lecanorales; Parmeliaceae. The record is from RefSeq and is a predicted model, not a curated record. Gene Ontology annotation, cellular component: nucleus; cytosol; mitochondrial outer membrane. The transcript has 4 exons.
AUGGACGAUGACCUCGAGAGCGCGGAAGAUGGCUUAGCCAGCGGAAACUCGUCAUUCCAUAAGCUGGCAAAGGGCAUGGUUGCUUUCUUAAGAGCUACGCUUGGUUUCGAGCCGGAAAUAAUACGCGAGGCCGCGGAAAGAUUAGCAGAUGCCGAGACGACCGCCUCCACCGACCAUCGGCGAGCUCAGAAAGACAGUCAUUCAUACCGCUCUGCUGUCUACCCACCCGGCGCCGAGUUUUCCCUCUGCCAUGCACAGACACAAUUGAUGAGCGCUGUGAUUGCAGUAUUGAACGAAAGUCUCACGGAGAGCAUAAAGGGCUUCUACAAAUUACGAAAGGCGUAUGUUACGCUUAAUACGAUACUGGAUGCGGAGUCCAGAUACAUCAAGACGAAGAGUGGAAUGGACACAAAUACACCCAGCAGAAGGUCGGUGGAAUCUUUCAGGUCGGAUAGGUCAGCCCCGUCGCUCAAGGGAAUGCCGGGUGGAUUUGGUGGCGCUACAUCUAAGCCGCCAUCUAUACGCUCGUUUCGAGAACCAACUGCCAAUAGUUCAAACAGUGCAGCCACAAAACAGGAUGGGCUCACCAACGGUGCGCAAGAUCAUCACGAUGAUGACGAUGAAGAUGAAUUCUAUGACGCAGAUGAUGGAACGACUGAUAAAUUAGACAAUCUUUCACUCGACGGCGAAGGCAUGUUGGACUCAAAGGACCUGCCCGCUCCAGACAACCAAGCCGCCAGACAUGGGAUCCUCGACCAUGACCCUGAUUCCGAUGUCUUCGCCAAUCCAAUAGAUGUUUUUAUUCACUCAGGUGCCAACCUUUGUUUUGGACUACUUCUCGUUAUGCUUUCUAUGAUUCCGCCUGCCUUUGGAAAAUUGCUUUUCAUUAUUGGCUUUCACGGGGACAAGGACCGUGGAAUUCGGAUGCUUUGGCAGGCCAGCAAGUUCCAUAAUAUCAAUGGUGCUAUGGCAGGCCUGAUCGUUUUAGGAUACUACAAUACAUUCAUUGGCAUGUCUGAUAUUAUCCCUGACUCAGACCCAACUAGUAUCGACCAGAAUACCGUUGAAGGCUAUCCCAAACAGCGCUGCGAAGCUCUCCUCUCGGACAUGCGGAGGCGGCAUCCAAAAUCACACCUCUGGCUCCUGGAAGAAGCCCGCAUGCAGGCCGCAAACAAACACCUUUCCACCGCCAUUUCUAUACUCGAAAAGCCCAUCAAGUCUCCACUCAAGCAAGUGGAAGCUCUCAAAAUGUUUGAAAGGUCUCUCGACGCAAUGUAUAUGCACGACUACGCCCUUUGCGCCAAAUCUUUCAUUGCCUGCGUUGAUCUCAACAACUGGUCCCAUACUCUCUACUACUAUAUUGCCGGCGCUGCAAAUGUCGAAAUGUACCGGCAGCACAGAACCUUGAACCCCACCGAGGCUGCUAUCUACGCCAAAAAGGCGACCGAGCUAUUCAAACUUGCACCCAAGCAUGCAGGCAAGAAGAAAUUUAUGGCGCGCCAGCUACCGUUUGACGUUUUCGUAACCCGCAAAGUCCAAAAAUGGGAAACUCGCGCUCGUGACUGGAGUGUUUCUUUCGUCGAUGCUGUAGGAGUCAGCCCUGUCGAAGAGAUGAUAUUCCUAUGGAACGGGUACAAGCGCAUGGACACGAGUCAGCUCGAGCAGAGCCUUUUGCGACUCUCAUGGAGCGAGACUUCGAAUCCGCACUGGAAGCGUGAAGGUCCGGAUGAGAAGGCUAUAUUGUCGGUGCUCUAUGGCGCCACUCUGAGGAACUUGAAGCGCUACGAAGAAGCGAAGGAACACCUCCGAGCAGGUGUCCUUAGCUAUGACAAGAACGAAUUGAAAGGAGGAUCGAGAGAUGAUUGGACGGCACCUGCUGCUAAUUACGAGAUGAGUGUCAACUGUUGGAUGCAGAGGGGAGAGGCAAGGAAGGAGGGUAAGGAGGCUGAGGUGAAGAAAUGGGUAAAGGAGUGUGAGAGUUGGAUAGAGAAAGCGGCGACUUGGGAGAAGUUCGAACUGGACGCGAGGAUUGGACUCAAAAUCGCGACAGCGCAGGACACGUUGAAGAGAUGGCAUGAGAAGGAAGGGACCGCGAAAUAG